Molecule: messenger RNA, 1751 nt
Organism: Aspergillus caelatus
Lineage: Eukaryota; Fungi; Ascomycota; Eurotiomycetes; Eurotiales; Aspergillaceae
Product: pyridoxal phosphate-dependent transferase
Exons: 4
Coding region: 113-1615 (500 amino acids)
Cellular component (GO): cytosol
Molecular function (GO): transaminase activity; pyridoxal phosphate binding
Source: RefSeq, a predicted model, not a curated record
GAGUCGCCUGAUACUACCCUAGGUCCAAGUUACUAUAUGAACAUCCUGGCUCGGGUCGACUUUGCCUUCGUCCAGUUAAUCUUCGAUCAUCCCGGAUAUUAUUAACAUAACCAUGCGUUCCACAGUGAGCCGGUCGCUGUCCGAUGCAACCCGAACACGGAAAGGGUGCAUCUCCCUUCGCCGAUUUUCCUCAUCUGUUGGAAGACAGAAGCCGGUGCAAGCAGAGAAGGGGCGCGAGGGCGAACAAAAUCACACAUCUAUUAAUCUAACAAGGGGAGAUAAGAGUGCUAUCCUUCACUCAAAACUGGACACGAAGCCUCCAACAAUAGUAGGCAGCAAUGGAAACUACCUCAUUGCCGAGGGUGGACGGGAGAUCCUCGACGCCAGUGGUGGUGCUGCAGUGGCGUGUAUCGGUCACAACAACUCUCGUGUCAAUAAUGCUAUAAUGCGUCAGUUACAAAGCUUCAGCUAUAUUUACGCUCCAUUUUUUACGAGUAAGGCGUCGGAAAAGUUGGCCACGUUGUUAUCUGAAUCGACACAGAAUGAGCUAUCCAAAGCUUUCAUUGUCAGCUCUGGUACCGAAGCUAUCGAGGCUGCGUUGAAAAUGGCGCGUCAGUACUUCAUCGAACUGCCAAAUCCGGAACCUUCCAGAACGCGAUUUAUCGCCCGUCGGCAGAGCUAUCAUGGAAACACUCUUGGAUCUCUUUCGCUGGGAGGACAUGCUGGGCGUAGGGCACCUUAUGCGCCAAUACUAACUACCAAUGUUUCCCACGUGUCUCCAUGUUACGCAUACCGAGGAAAGAGUGUGGGAGAAACAGACGAAGAUUAUGUUACUCGACUGGCACAAGAAUUGGAGGAUGAAUUCCAGGCUGUAGGCCCGAGCAAUGUGUGCGCAUUUGUCGCAGAAACUGUGUCAGGAACAACACUGGGCUGCGUCCCUCCAGUUCCGGGAUAUCAUCAGGCGAUGAAGAAGGUCUGCGAUCGCCACGGAGCGCUGUUCAUCCUCGAUGAAGUAAUGAGCGGAAUGGGCCGUUAUGGCACACUCCACGCAUGGGAAGAAGAAGGCGUCGUGCCCGAUCUCCAGACAGUUGCAAAGGGUUUGGGAGGUGGCUACGCUCCGAUUGGGGCUCUGCUGGUCAAUAAGAGGGUCGUUGAGGCUCUGGACAAAGGGUCUGGCGGAUUCAUACACAGCCAGACAUAUCAGGGCCAUCCAGUAGCAUGUGCGGCGGCCUAUGAAGUUCAAAAGAUUAUCAAGGAAGAGAAUCUGCUUCAGAACGUCCGGAGUUUGGGCGAGUAUCUGGGCAAACGUCUGAAAGAACAGCUUGGGGACCACAAACAUGUAGGCGAUAUCCGUGGUCGUGGCUUUUUCUGGGGUAUCGAAUUUGUCAAGGACAAAGAGUCGAAAGAGCCUUUCACGGCUGAGCAGAAAAUUGCGCCUCUUAUCCACAAGACAGGGCUGUCAGAGUACUCGAUUUCAUUUAUCCCUGGUGCCGGAGUUGCUGAUGGAAAGAAUGGCGAUAUUAUCCAGAUUGCGCCGCCAUACAAUGCUACCAAGGCGGAUAUCGAUUUGAUCAUUGAACGGACAGCACUGGUAGUAAAACGGGUACUUGGGUGACUUCAAAUGCUUUCCAUGAGAUUUUCAAUUGUAGUGGCAGCACUCCAGAUACAAUCUAAGUAAUUGAUAUGUCCAAGGCCGUGUACUUAUUGUCGCCUAAAGAGGCAAGCAUUAAGUAAUCUGCAUACUAAGUCAA